This is a messenger RNA of Suillus plorans, 861 nucleotides long. Its product is annotated as protein phosphatase methylesterase. The transcript is spliced from 5 exons. Lineage: Eukaryota; Fungi; Basidiomycota; Agaricomycetes; Boletales; Suillaceae. Gene Ontology annotation, molecular function: protein methylesterase activity. Bases 1 to 861 code for a protein of 286 amino acids. Gene Ontology annotation, biological process: protein demethylation. The record is from RefSeq and is a predicted model, not a curated record.
AUGCCACGGACCGCACUCCUAUCUCAUCCUCGUCUCGCCGGUCACAUCGGCGAACUCUCGACUGGCAUGGGGCCACCUCCACUGUAUCCACCAAAUCCUGAAUUCAACCCAUUAAGUCCUGCUUCAUACCUUUCUCAGGCAUUGCAAAUAUCGCUCCCCAACCAAGCCCUCGACGUUCGGGUGUAUUACACUCCUCUGAAGUACGAAUAUGGAUGUUUUAUAGUAUUCCACCACGGUGCCGGGUAUGCGGGUACAAGCUUUGCAUGUCUUACAAAAGUGAUAGCUGAGGUCACGAGGGAUAAUGUCGGCGUCCUGGCCUUUGAUGCCAGGAGACAUGGUAUGUAUUCGCCUCAGGUGUUUGCGGAAUAUUAUUUUCAGGGAAUCCAACAUCAUCUCAGUCUGAUCAUGCACGCGAUUCUCAAUUCUCGACCCGAGGGUUAUAGCGUUCAAGAAGCAAUCAAGUGGCAUGUCAAUACGGGCCUUAUCCAUAACCCCAUUUCCGCCCGUCUUUCGAUUCCAUCUAUCAUUGUUCCUGCAGAUUCUCCUCUUACGCCCAGCACGCGCGCAAAUAUUGGAUUCAAAUACAAGUGGUGCUGGUUCCCAUCGCUUUCGUCCUUAUUCCUCGGGCUCAGCUAUGCACGGCUCUUAGUAUUAGCAGGUGCAGAGCGCCUUGAUACGACACUCACGGUCAGUCGGAUGCAGGGCAAAUUCUGGCUCAAAGUCAUGGCUGGUUCGGGUGUGGGACAUCUUGUGCACAAGGACGGUCCGACAAAACUGGCAGAGAUUCUGGCAGAUUUCUGGAGGCGCAAUGAACGCAUUGUGAUUCGAGGUAACGUUAUCAAGAUGGUCGGGGAGGUUUAG